AUGAAAGCCUCCAUUGCCCUUUCGGCCCUUUUGGCCCUCGCCUCGGCCGCUCCCUCCCGUAUGCACCAUCACCAUGAACACAAGAGAGAUGUGGUGACUGUCACUGUUGGCGAAAACGCCGAGUCUGCCCUUUCCAAAAAGGACUCCUCUGCUCCACCGGCCUCCAGUCCAUCCUCCUCUGGCCCUGCAUCUGGCUCUUCCUCUGGCUCCGCUCCUUCUGCUGCCUCUUCAGGCUCUAGCUCCGGCUCUGGCUCCAGCUCCAUUUCUGGUGAUCUUUCCGCUUUCGCUGACCCAACCGUUAAGUUCGAGGAUGGUGUCCACGACUGUAGCACUUUGCCAACUGGCCAAGGUGUUAUUGCUGUGGACUGGAUCUCUGGUUUGAACGGUGGUUACACCUCCAUUAUGAACUUGAAUGGUGACACCUCCUCCACUUGUCAGGAUGGUUUCUACUGCUCUUACGCAUGCCAAGCCGGUAUGUCCAAAACUCAAUGGCCUUCUAACCAGCCUUCCAACGGUAUGUCUGUUGGUGGUUUGCAAUGUAAGAAUGGUAAGUUGUACAGAUCCAACCCAGACUCCGAUUACUUGUGUGAAUGGGGUAGCCAAACCGCUGACUUUGUCUCCAAGCUUGACAAGGAUGUGGCUAUUUGCAGAACCGACUACCCAGGUUCUGAGAACAUGAACGUGCCAACCUUGUUGAGUGCUGGUGGCUCCACUCCAUGCACUGUUGUGGACUCUGACACCUACUUCAAGUGGAACAACGGUAAGACCUCUGCUCAAUACUACGUCAACAACGCUGGUGUUUCUGUUGAGGAUGGUUGUAUCUGGGGUGACGCCUCUUCUGGUGUUGGUAACUGGGCUCCAGUUGUUCUCGGUGCCGGUACUACUGGCGGUAACACUUACUUGUCCUUGAUUCCUAACCCAAACAACAAACAGGCUCCAAACUACAGCAUUGAGAUUAAGGGCGCUGACGGUGCUUCUACCGUGGGCUCUUGUUCCUACGUCAAUGGCCAAUACAAUGGUGGUGACGGAUCUGACGGAUGUACCUUGACUCUCACCAGCGGUAAGGCUCAAUUUGUCUUUUACUAA
This is a messenger RNA of Clavispora lusitaniae ATCC 42720, 1086 nucleotides long. It is a transcript of the gene SIM1, whose product is annotated as SUN family protein. Lineage: Eukaryota; Fungi; Ascomycota; Pichiomycetes; Serinales; Metschnikowiaceae. Gene Ontology annotation, cellular component: cell surface; fungal-type cell wall. The record is from RefSeq and is a predicted model, not a curated record. Gene Ontology annotation, biological process: fungal-type cell wall organization.